AUGGCUUCCUACGAGAAAAGCGGCUACGGAAAAAAUGGCUGCGAUGUCGAGUAUCAACAACCCGCGGCGUACGAAAGGCACCAUUCUCUUGUCGCACCCGAUGCCUCGGGCGCCGUGCAUGGAGAAUCGUUCACCAUCGGCGACUCGAUGUACGCCAAAAUACAACGUCUGGCCGGGCGCUUUCAUGUUGAGCAGCGCGGCAUUGAACGUGUUCCUGCAGAUGAGCAGAUGGAUAAAAGCACCUUCAAAGUGGGCACGAUGUGGCUCGCAGCGAAUAUGGUCGUUUCUUCCUUUGCCAUCGGCGUCCUCGCAGUGCCAGUCUUUGGCCUGGGGUUCGUCGAUUCCGUCCUGACCAUUCUCUUCAUCAACAUGUUCGGAAUCUUACCAGUCUGCUUCUUCUCGACAUUCGGUCCCAGGUUUGGCAUGCGCCAGAUGAUUCUCAGCCGCUUCUUCUUCGGCUACUACGGGGUCAAGAUCAUCGCUAUUUUUAAUUGUCUUGCUUGCCUGGGAUGGUCGUCUGUCAAUGUGAUCGUGGGCUCUCAACUCAUCCAUGCCGUCAACCCAGACGUCCCGGCGUGGGCAGGCAUCAUUACCAUCGCUGCGUGCACCUUCUUUGUCACGCUCUUCGGGUACAAAGUUGUGCAUAUAUACGAAAUGGUCGCUUGGGUCCCCUGCUUCAUCAUCUUCCUCAUUGUUAUCGGGGAGUUUGCGCAUCGUGGCGAUUUCGUCAACAUCCCGAUGGGCAACGGCGAAGGCGAGGCUGGGUCAGUCUUAUCUUUCGCGGCGUCCGUGUUCGGAUUUGCCACGGGCUGGGCUUCCUAUGCCAGUGACUACACUUGUUACCAACCUGCGAACACCUCCCGGACAAAGAUCUUUUUCUACGUCUUCGCCGGCUUGAUCUUCCCUCUAUGUUUCACCCAGAUGCUGGGUGUAGCUGUCGCGACCGCCAUGCCGACGAAUCAGGCCUACGCGGAUGCCUACGCCACCGAUGCCGUUGGUGGUCUCUUGCACGAAGUUCUUGUCCCACCACUGGGAGGCUUCGGCAAGUUCUGCCUCAUCAUCCUAGCUCUCUCGAUCGUCGGCAACAAUAUUCCGAAUCAGUACUCUAUAGCGUUCUCUUUGCAGACUCUGACGCACUACGCGCAAAUGGUGCCUCGUUUCAUCUGGACGCUAGUUGCCACCAUCACCUACUGCGCCAUUGCAAUUCCAGGCGCUGACCAUUUUGAAUCUGUCCUUGAAAACUUCAUGCUAGUUAUCGGCUACUGGUUGGCCAUCUACGAGGGCAUCUCUCUACCUGAACACUUCAUCUUCAAGCGUGGGAUGCGCGGCUACAAGCCCGAAAUCUACGAUCAACCAAAGUAUCUCCCACCAGGCAUUGCCGCAGCAGCAGCUUUCUGCUUUGGCAUUCUGGGUGCGGCCAUGGGGAUGGCGCAGGUCUGGUUCAUCGGCCCAAUCGGGAGGUUGAUAGGUACCGGGUACGGUGGGGAUAUUGGGUUUGAAUUGGCUUUUGCGUUCACAGCGAUCACAUACGUGCCGUUCAGGUAUCUUGAGAGGAGAUACUUCCACCGAUAG
Cladophialophora yegresii CBS 114405 is the source of this 1572-nucleotide messenger RNA. RefSeq lists its product as uncharacterized. Bases 1 to 1572 code for a protein of 523 amino acids. NCBI's taxonomy places the organism in Eukaryota, Fungi, Ascomycota, Eurotiomycetes, Chaetothyriales, Herpotrichiellaceae. Gene Ontology annotation, cellular component: fungal-type vacuole membrane; plasma membrane. The transcript has 4 exons. Gene Ontology annotation, molecular function: transmembrane transporter activity. Gene Ontology annotation, biological process: transmembrane transport. The record is from RefSeq and is a predicted model, not a curated record.